AUGAAGCUCACCAUAGUCCUCAUUGCCAGCAUCGGCGGCGCCGCCGCGCAAGUCGGGAGCUUCUUCUCAUCCUGGAGCAGCAGCAGCAGCAGCAGUAGCAGUAGCAGCAAAAGCAGCACCGCUUUGAAGUCAAACACAACCGGCUCCUACCUCACGGCAACCGCAAUCGUAACCAACGCGCAAAACAACUCUGCUUUUCAAUGCUGGCGUUUCAAAAAUCCGCUCGAACCGCUUUCGACAUCCGGCGCGCUGCGCUUCGGGUUCAAUCUCUCUAACGCUGCCGCUGCCGAGUAUGUCGUCAUCCCGCCGCGCUUCGACGGUGGCGUGCAGCUUGCGCCUAGGCCAUUCCUCGGCAUAUACGCCUCCGGCCUCGCACACAUCACUCUCCCGUUCAGUGACGACGAGGCCUGGAUCCUCGGCGGCAAGAACGGGCUUCUCAUUGUGGCUGACCCAAUCGGUACUGGUCACCAUACGACGUAUCCGACGGACGAGACGACGGUGACGUUCGCGCUGCCGAUUCUGAAUGACGAACUCCCGGCGUACGAAGUGCUAAGUAAGGGACCAUGUUUUUACCACGGUACGCAAGUGGUAGGCGGGGGAUAG
This is a messenger RNA of Aplosporella prunicola CBS 121167, 603 nucleotides long. RefSeq lists its product as uncharacterized. Bases 1 to 603 code for a protein of 200 amino acids. The transcript has 2 exons. Lineage: Eukaryota; Fungi; Ascomycota; Dothideomycetes; Botryosphaeriales; Aplosporellaceae. The record is from RefSeq and is a predicted model, not a curated record.